Messenger RNA from Acaulospora morrowiae, 337 nucleotides. NCBI's taxonomy places the organism in Eukaryota, Fungi, Glomeromycota, Glomeromycetes, Diversisporales, Acaulosporaceae. The record is from the annotation of a GenBank genome assembly.
AUGAUAAAUAAUGUAGAAUUUUUAUCUAAGGAAAUAUCCGGCAAUUUUAUGGAGAUCGACUUAUUAGAUAAUCUUAAAAAAAUUAAUGAUUAUUCAGUUAAGAUAGGAGAAUCAAUCGAAGAAGGGUUAUUUUUUGCGUCUAACAUCCUUUCGUAUUUUUUUGAAAAUCACAAAGAAUUCGCCAAAGGAUGGAAGAAUGAUCUUGACUCUCAAGGGAAAGUCAAUAAUCAAACUGAUCCGCAUUUAAAUUUUAUUGACGAAUCCAUCGAAAAUUGCAAGAAAUUUGCUGAUCGAUUUGGUGAAUUUCACGAAUUUCUUAACAGUGGAAUUAUGAAAC